AUGGGUAUCUCACGUGAUUCACGACACAAGCGUAGAAAGACAGGAGGUCGUAUGCCUAUUCAUAAGAAAAAGAGAGCUUUUGAGAAGGCCAGACAACCAGCCAUGACUAAGCUUGGUCCAAAACGUAUUCACCUAGUUCGUGGCCGUGGAGGAAACCAAAAAUACCGAGCUCUUCGCUUAGAUGCUGGAAACUUCUCCUGGGCAAGCCAAAAUGUGACUAUCAAAACCCGUAUUCUAUGGGUCGUCUACAAUGCCACAAAUAACGAAUUGGUUAGAACUAACACGAUCACUAAAAACACCAUCUUAGAAGUUGAUGCCACUCCUUUCAAAGCCUUUUUCUACAAGACUUAUGGCCAAGAUCUCGGAAAAGUGAAGAAGGAAGAAACCGCUACAAGAUCAGCUAAAGCUCAAGAAAAAUGGGAAAAAAUAAAGAAAUUGACAAUAAAUAUGAUCAAUUUGGAGAAAAUAAUUAAAAAUGGCAAAAUAUAGGAAAAAGAAUACAAAAGGAAUGGGAAGAGAAUUCUAAGGAAAAGAGAAUCGACCCUACCUUGGAAAGCGAUUUUAAGACUGGAAGACUUCUAGCUUGUAUUACGUCAAGACCUGGACAAAGCGGAAGAGCUGAUGGAUAUAUUUUGGAAGGAGAAGAGCUGGAGUUCUAUAAGAAGAAACUUGAAAAGAAAAAGACUAAGUAA
Messenger RNA from Blepharisma stoltei, 692 nucleotides. The record is from the annotation of a GenBank genome assembly. Lineage: Eukaryota; Ciliophora; Heterotrichea; Heterotrichida; Blepharismidae.